Messenger RNA from Ogataea angusta, 339 nucleotides. RefSeq lists its product as uncharacterized. Gene Ontology annotation, molecular function: actin monomer binding. NCBI's taxonomy places the organism in Eukaryota, Fungi, Ascomycota, Pichiomycetes, Pichiales, Pichiaceae. The coding region runs from base 1 to 339 and encodes 112 amino acids. The record is from RefSeq and is a predicted model, not a curated record. Gene Ontology annotation, cellular component: cell cortex. The transcript has 2 exons.
AUGUCUUGGAACGCUUCCAUCUACGGAGCUGAUGGCUCCUCUCUGUGGGCCACCACUAACAACUUCCAAUUGCAGCCAAACGAGGUGCAGGAGAUUGUCCGCGGAUUCUCCGAUCCUUCCCAGCUGUACGCAUCGGGUUUGCACAUCCAGGGCCAAAAGAACGUUUGCAUUCGUGCGGACCCGCGGUCAAUCUACGGCAAACACGAUGCCGAGGGCGUUUUGUGUGUGAAGACCAAACAGGCCAUUCUGAUCGCUCACUAUCCGUCCGGCGUCCAGGCCGGUGAGGCAGCCAAGAUUGUUGAACAAUUAGCCGACUACUUAAUUGGUGUGGGCUACUAA